Molecule: messenger RNA, 2806 nt
Organism: Pygocentrus nattereri (red-bellied piranha)
Lineage: Eukaryota; Metazoa; Chordata; Actinopteri; Characiformes; Serrasalmidae
Gene: srpra
Product: SRP receptor subunit alpha
Exons: 14
Coding region: 172-2115 (647 amino acids)
Biological process (GO): SRP-dependent cotranslational protein targeting to membrane
Cellular component (GO): signal recognition particle receptor complex; endoplasmic reticulum membrane
Molecular function (GO): GTPase activity; GTP binding; signal recognition particle binding
Source: RefSeq, a predicted model, not a curated record
UUCCUGGUUUUGCUACUGACGUGUAUAACGUAGAGUUGUGGCAGCUGCUGCCGCUGGUAGUGGUUUGAGUAAACAUAUAAAGUUUAGGGCACGUUUAUUUUGUACUACUUUUUGCCAUUUGUAGUGUUUGUUUCGCUUUUGAAAGUAUUAAGCUAAGUCUGUGGUUGGAAGAUGUUGGACUUCUUCGCCAUCUUUAGUAAGGGGGGCAUAGUGUUGUGGUGUUUUCAGGGCGCUGGGGUUUCUGAGUCUUUCGCAGGCCCCGUGAACGCUCUCAUCCGCUCAGUAAUUCUUCAGGAGCGCACUGGAAACAGUUCCUUCACUCAUAAUGCUCUGAGUCUGAAGUACAAGCUGGACAAUGAAUUUGAGCUUGUGUUUGUAGUGGGAUUUCAAAAAAUCCUGACGCUCACAUAUGUGGACAAGUUCAUAGAUGAUGUUCAGCUUCACUUCAGAGAUCGCUAUAAAAAUGAGUUGGGGCAGAAGGGUGCGCUUAAGUUCUUGGUCAAUCAUUUUGAGUUUGAGGAUGACUUCAGCAGGCUUCUGCGUGAGGCAGAAGGUGGAAGCAUAGCUAGACCUCAAAAGCCAAUGAGGACUUAUAAUGAGUCCCAGAAGUCUCAGAAAACUGUGAAGUCUAUGAUUGAAACAAAAGGAGGCGAUAAAGGCAAAGAGCAGACUGGCAAGAAGAAUAAACAAGCAAAAAAAGCUGAAGCAGGUGGUGGGGAACAGGCCAAGUCUAAUUCUCAGAGCAUCUCUAAGAAGGCUGUGGAGAAUGGGAACCAGAGCCCGUCACAAGAGGAGAUCAUUCAGAGAAGAGAAGUGUUCAUCCGCAGACAAACAACUGGAAGAGCAGAAAAGACUAAUAAGUCCCCUAAGCCCCAGAAGCCAAAGAAAAAGGAGAAUAGAGUUUGGGAGAUGGGUGGUACCAGCAGUAAGGAUCUAGACUACAGUGAAACCAAUAGCAAUGGUUCCUAUAGCAGCCAGGGCCAAGAUAAUGAGGCUCCAGCUGAACCACAAAUUCAGGUUGACUCUAUGAAGGGCGACCUGCGUGAUGUGGAUUAUGACUCCUCAGAAGAAGUGGAUGAGGAAGAAGAAGAAGUGGAGGAGAGAGUAGUAGCUGCUAAUAUCAACAGGAAAGGAGGCAGAAAGGGUUUUGGUGGCAUGUUUGGAAUGCUGAAAGGGCUAGUUGGCUCCAAAACUUUAACUCAGCAGGAUAUGGAGCCAAUACUAGAGAAGAUGAAGGAUCACCUGAUUGCUAAGAAUGUAGCAGCCGACAUUGCCUCUCAGCUGUGUGAUUCUGUAGCCAAGAAACUGGAAGGGAAGGUCAUGGGCACUUUCACCACUGUGGCCUCUACAGUGAAACAGGCUCUGCAGGAAUCUCUGGUGCAGAUCUUACAGCCAAAGCGGCGAGUAGACAUUCUGAGAGAUGUACUAGAGGCACGUGCUCAGCGCAAACCCUUUGUCAUUACCUUCUGUGGGGUCAAUGGUGUCGGCAAAUCCACCAACCUCGCUAAGAUUUCCUACUGGCUGAUUGAGAAUGGCUUCACUGUCCUGAUUGCUGCAUGUGAUACGUUUCGCGCGGGUGCAGUGGAGCAGCUGCGGACACACCAGCGACGGCUCAACUCUUUGCACCCACCAGAACAGCACGGAGGUCACCCUGUUGUCCAGCUGUUUGAAAAGGGUUAUGGCAAGGAUGCUGCUGGCAUUGCAAUGGAGGCUAUUGCCUAUGCCCGUAACCAGUGUUUUGAUGUUGUGCUGGUUGACACGGCUGGACGUAUGCAGGAUAACGCCCCACUGAUGACUGCUUUGGCUAAACUUAUUGCUGUCAAUACUCCAGACCUGGUGCUUUUUGUAGGAGAAGCCCUGGUGGGCAAUGAGGCUGUGGAUCAGCUGGUUAAAUUUAAUCAGGCACUUGCUGAUCAUUCCAUGUCUGAUCACCCAAGACUCAUUGAUGGCAUUGUUCUCACAAAGUUUGACACCAUUGAUGAUAAGGUUGGUGCUGCAAUUUCCAUGACCUACAUCACAGGUCAGCCCAUUGUUUUCGUGGGUACUGGACAGACAUACAGUGACUUGCGCAGCCUCAAUGCCCGAGCUGUAGUGAAUGCACUUAUGAAGGCCUGAAUGCCCACUGACUCGAGCCACAGUCCUCACUUGGAUCUGGUUCUGGAUAGCCAAUAUUGUCCUCUUCAUUGUCCUCCCAACCAUGGAACAAUUCUUUUUUUCUUUUUCUUCAAAUGAUCAGUUUCAACCUUUUGUUGCUGAAUUGCCUACAAAAUGCUAUUGACUGUAGUGACUGAAAAUGCUCAACUCUUACCUAGACUCUUUACAGGCAUUACCAUUAAUGAAUCAAUUGUUCCCUCUAAAAACAUGUUAAAUUUACCUAAUCUGAAGAUAGGGUUACAGUUACGUUUAAGAUUUUUCUCCACUAGUGGGAAAUGAUGAAAUGGUUUUGGAUGUUUUAAUGUGACCAAGAAGUUACAGGGUCAUUUGACAUGGCAUUGCUCCAGGACCAGACCCAGUGUAAGCAGUGUAGUGACUGACAUGCUUAAAUAGCCAACACAAAUUCCACCACUAAUUGCCUGCCUCCAUUCCAUUCUGUUUAUUACAACAUUCAAGUCUUGACUCUCGCACACAAAUGAGCUUUAUUCAGCCUGCAAAAAGGAAACUCUUGAUUUUUAUCAAACUUAUCAGAAAGAUCAUUAAUUCUGUGGGCAGGGCAGCCCAAGUGUUUCCCUCAUUAUGCUGUCUGUCCCAACCGUAGAGAUAUGGAUCAAAUAUAAAAAAAAAAUAAAAUAAAAUCUAAUAUAUUCCA